Psylliodes chrysocephalus is the source of this 1303-nucleotide messenger RNA. The record is from the annotation of a GenBank genome assembly. Lineage: Eukaryota; Metazoa; Arthropoda; Insecta; Coleoptera; Chrysomelidae.
AUGACUUUAGAAGAUAAACCAGCUACGCGGAAAAACAUCCAACCUAAGUCAGCUUCAAAAGACAACAUCGCAUUGGAAGUGCAUAAAAACCAAUCGUACAGUGCUACAAAAUUGUUCAAAAAUGAAUAUACCUUCUCCAGCAGCCCUAGGGCUUUGUACAACAACAGAAAGAUGGCCAAAGGUGGUGAUGCACCGUACUCCAAUGUAAUGUUCGAAAGAAGGAUCUACAGAGGAACUAAUUUUGGCGCCAUGCGGGGACACGAAGGUGAUGGAGAAUCAGCUGCUGCAAAAGCAGCCGAAGCUCAAAGACGUGCUAAAGUAAGAGCCAAAGCAGCCAAAAAUAUAGCCAGAUUGCGACUCGGCUCACCACCAGCUGUAUCCGGUAGAAAACACGAACGUAUCCAAACCGAAGAUUAUUUAGAAGAAAUUUUCGUCAACCCACCAGUUAACGAUAUCUGCACGCAAACCGAUCUAUUCCUAGACAGGCCGGUAUCUCCAUUUUACGUGACCGCCAAAACAGGCAUCGACACCGGCACUCAAAUAUACCCAGGCGACUUAUUCGAUUUCGACAUGGAAGUACAACCGAUCCUCGAAGUCCUAGUAGGUAAAACCAUAGAGCAAAGUUUAUUAGAAGUAUUAGAAGAGGAAGAAUUAGCAGCACUUAGAGAACAGCAAAGGAAAUUCUUAGAGAGGAGGUCUGUCGAAACUGCCGAAGCUAUCAGAUUAGAAGAAAGAGAGAAACGUUUGGUCGUAGAAAAAGAACGACGAAUCGGUGAGCUCGAAGAAGGACUGAAAUGUCAGAAAGAAAUGGAAGAAAAGAUAGCGGCUGCUGUGUUGAUGCAAGGUUAUAUGGCUGAUUUGCUUCCAUCGGUCCUUGAAGGUUUAGAAUCUGACGGGUUCCUGAUGGACAGCAUCAAACAGGAUCUAGAAGAUUCGUUCAUGCCUUGGUUAGUGAAGGAAGUUACCACGGAGUUGCAGGAGAUGGUUAGUAGUAGAGACAUUCUUUGUGAUAUCGUUCGGGAGAUACUAGAACAAAGAAACGAUAUCUACGAAAAUUACAACAAAGAUAUAGAAGAGGUGAUAUCGCUAAGCAUUGGCGGUGAUGAGAACGACUACGAUGAUAUCCUGCAAGACCAUAUUCGAUUACAGGAAGAAAUACGAAAGGAUAUGUCUUCACCUAAACCUGAUGCUGAUUUAUAAUAUACAUUUUUAAGAAAUGUAUUAAAAAUUCCUGUAAAAUUUAUCAAAACCUAAAACAAUAUAUUUGUGUACAGAGUGAGGACCGAAAUUUUGAUAUAGUUUA